This is a messenger RNA of Arabis nemorensis, 789 nucleotides long. The record is from the annotation of a GenBank genome assembly. NCBI's taxonomy places the organism in Eukaryota, Viridiplantae, Streptophyta, Magnoliopsida, Brassicales, Brassicaceae.
AUGGGGUGUUGCGCGAGCAAUACAGCAGGAGGUUCGAAAGCUAAUCGGGUCUCGCGGUGGCGAUCCACCGGAAUUGUUGGGCUACGCGACGCGAAAUUGAAGACAUUUCCUGAUGAAGUGAUUGAAAUGGAGAGAGCAGUACGAACACUCGAUCUAACACACAAUAAGAUCUCUGAUGUUCCUGGAGAAAUCAGCAAGUUAAUCAAUAUGCAGCGUCUGUUAAUAGCUGAUAAUCUAGUUGAACGACUUCCUGGGAAUCUUGGGAAACUUCAAUCUCUCAAAGUUUUGAUGCUUGAUGGAAACCGCAUCAGCUGUUUGCCUGAUGAAUUGGGUCAGUUGGUAAGGCUUGAACAACUAUCAAUCUCAAGAAAUAUGCUCAUAUACUUGCCCGAUACUAUUGGUAGUCUGCGCAAUCUAGUGCUGUUGAAUGUCUCAAAUAACAGAUUGAAAUCCCUUCCAGAAUCAGUUGGGAGCUGUGCUUCUUUAGAAGAAUUACAAGCUAAUGAUAACGCUGUUGAAGAGCUCCCUGCGUCACUCUGCAAUCUAAUUCAGUUGAAAUCGCUGUGCUUAGACAAUAAUAAAGUGAACCAGAUCCCAGAUGGAUUGCUAAAAGACUGUAAGAGUCUGCAGAAUCUUUCCUUGCAUAACAAUCCCAUUUCCAUGGAUCAGUUUCAGAUGAUGGAAGGAUACCAAGAAUUUGAAGAGAGGAGAAAGAAGAAAUUUGAUAAGCAGAUCGAUUCAAAUGUGAUGAUCAGCUCUAAAGGACUCGAUGUAGGCGUUGAUAAAUGA